This is a messenger RNA of Laetiporus sulphureus 93-53, 1721 nucleotides long. RefSeq names its product phospholipase C/P1 nuclease. The transcript is spliced from 2 exons. The coding region runs from base 206 to 1558 and encodes 450 amino acids. Gene Ontology annotation, molecular function: nucleic acid binding; endonuclease activity. The record is from RefSeq and is a predicted model, not a curated record. NCBI's taxonomy places the organism in Eukaryota, Fungi, Basidiomycota, Agaricomycetes, Polyporales, Laetiporaceae. Gene Ontology annotation, biological process: DNA catabolic process.
CUCUUCCCAAACGACUCCAAGCGACCAGCUUCGUUCUGUUGCCGGUUUCAUUGUUGUAGCAGAACAGAGCGGGUUAUUGUAAGGGAAGAAUUCACAGGCUCCUUGAUUAUUCUUGUACGUCCUGUCUACUGCGUCUGCUGCACGUUAUAAGGACGAAACGUCUGGUUUCUCUUCUCAAGCUCUGCCUACCUCUACCAAAUCCAUUAUGCACAUAAGACACUCGGCACGUUCAUUCGCAGUGUUCUCAUUGCUGUGUUUUGCGUGGCUGCCGGAAGUUCGCGCGUGGGGCGCAGCCGGCCACCAGAUCGUCGCUACGAUCGCGCAGAUACACCUCCAUCCAGCCGUCCUCCCCGUACUUUGUGACAUUCUCCACCCACCCGACGUGCCUCCAUCCGCUUUGUCGGCAGCCCCUCCUUGCCAUCUUUCCUCCAUCGCGACCUGGGCCGACCAGGUGCGAGGCACCCCGGCAUAUCGCUGGACAUCUCCGCUGCACUACAUCGGUGCCGUCGACGACCAUCCCAGCGAUGCCUGCGAAUUUCCUGGCGAGCGCGGCUGGAACGGGCGGCGCAACAUGAAUGUCCUCGCUGCCGUUAACAACAAGACCGCCAUGCUGGGCGAGUUCCUCGACGGCGAGCGGAGUUGGCACGAAGGCGAGGAGGCGCUCAAGUACCUCGUGCAUUUUGUGGGAGAUAUGCAUAUGCCGCUGCAUCUGACUGGCAGAGAGAGGGGAGGGAACGGCGUGAAGGUGACGUUCGAUGGCCGUGUUACCAACUUACAUUCCGUCUGGGAUAAUCUGCUCGUCGCGCAGGCCCUCCGUACUGUGUCCUCGAACUAUACCCGUCCGCUCGUGGGCGCUCCUGGCGUCGAGACCAACCUGCGGAACGCAAUCUACGACCCGUACAUCCGCCGAAUUAUGCAUGAAGGCUUUGGCGUCGGUGUUGGCACAUCUGAAGGCAACGGCCGAUUCGACGAGGUCGACGAAUGGCUCAGCUGCCCAGCAGAUAUUCAAUCUCCCACAGACGAACCGUCUUUUGUCUGGAGAGCGAUAGCACAGCUGGCGCAGAAGCUUCAGCGUAUGAUAGGUUUCGACGAUCCGAGCUUGCGGGUGCAGAAGCGCGAUCGUGCAAUGAGGCCAAGGCAUCAUCCAGGAACGGCGAAGCAGAGCUCUACCUCGGGAUGGCUAUGGUGGAGCCAGGGAGAGGGGGACCGCUGGGACGACGAAGUGCUCUGUCCCUAUGCGUGGGCCAGCGAGAUUCACAAACUCAACUGCGAGCUUCCCGUCUGGCCCGCCGAGCUCGAUGCGAACUCCUCUUCUAUAUUGCAUAGCUGCGGUGGCGAAGAUUCCGAUGCUGAAGUGGAGGGAAAACCGCGUCCGCACCCUGACCUGCUCGAGCUCGAUACGCCAAAGUAUGUCGGGAACAUCCGCACGCAGUGGGUUCUCGAGCGUCUGCUGGCAAUGGCGGGCAUCCGCCUAGCGGGGAUUCUGAAUGGCCUCAUCCUCGGUUCCGACCCUGAGAUGGAACAUAUCUUAUUGUCUCCGGGGAGGACUCAAUUGUGAUGCAUAGAAGUACUUGACAAUGAUAGGAUUGGUGGCGCGUCUCUGCAUAUUGUAUUUGUAUUUGGGCUGUACAAGUUGUCUGUUGCUCGAGUAGCAUUUGGAUAUCGGAUUAGAGAUACCAUUUGAUUCUUUUUUUGCCCAGAAUUGAGCUGAGUGGAAUGUU